Dovyalis caffra is the source of this 222-nucleotide messenger RNA. NCBI's taxonomy places the organism in Eukaryota, Viridiplantae, Streptophyta, Magnoliopsida, Malpighiales, Salicaceae. The record is from the annotation of a GenBank genome assembly.
AUGCAAAAAUUCAUUCAUCAUAUGAUAGGAAUAUUUAAACAGCAGCAGCAGGCAUCAGCUGACGUGAUUUUAUGCCGCAUCAAGAUGCAUCCUAUCUUAGCCGCUAGCCCAACCACAAAGGCGCACGUUAGCCCAGAUCCCCGAUCCACUUCUAGCAACGUCCUCCACGACGGCAGCAAGCGCACGAUAGCGCGGACCCAAAGUGCUAAACGUAAAACAUAA